UAGCAAUUAUCUAAAACAACAAGCGUCAUCAUUUCCAUUAAUUUGUUUAUAUUUCAAGACGUUUGUUUUUUAUUGUUAGUUGAGUAGUUGAGUAUUUUCAAAAAUGAGGCUUCAAAUAGCGCUUUUAUUUCUUACCUUUAGUAGUAAGUCGUUAGGUAAUAUUUUGGCUACGACCCAAAAAGGUACAGUACGUGGUAGAUCCAUACAAUCACCAGCUAAUAGGACUUUUUAUGCCUUUACUGGUAUACCAUUUGCUAAGCCACCCUUAGGGAAGCUACGUUUUCAGGCUCCAAUUGAAGUAGAACCUUGGGAUGGUAUUAAGGAUGCUACUGAAGAUCCAAAUAAAUGUUUUCAAGUUAAUAGUGACUCUGACACCGAAAGUGAGGAUUGUUUAUAUGCUAAUGUUUUUACUGCUGCUCUCGACUUGGUUAAUUCUACAAAGAAACUACCAGUGGUUCUUAGUAUCUAUGGAGGUGCAUUCAGAAGCGGUUCUGCUGGUUAUGGAAAAGGAGGUCCCGAUUGGUUCAUAGAAAGAGACAUUAUUUACGUUACGUUCAACUACAGAGUAGGACCAUUUGGAUUUCUUUCAACCAAUGAUCUGGUGAUUCCAGGAAAUGCAGGGUUAAAAGACCAACAAUUAGCUUUAAAAUGGACUUAUGAGAAUAUAGAAUUCUUCGGAGGGAAUAAAAGCCAUAUUACUAUUCAUGGUCAAAGCGCUGGUGCUGCUUCCGUAACUUAUCAGUUGCUAAAUCCUAAAACUCAAGGUUUAAUCGUUGGUGCAUUGGCCGAAAGCGGUUCUGCUUUCUGUCCUUGGGCAUGGCUAAAAGAUAAUACAGCAUACACGAUAAAUUUGGCGCGAAUUGUUAACAAUAACACGGAGCCGUUUAAUACUAGCAGUACAUCAUUGCUAAAGCUUCUUCAACAGGCACCUGCUAGAGCAAUAGAUGCUGCCUCGGGAACCCUUUAUUCACAUUCGACAUCUAAUAUUCCUUUGCCAACUCUUGAGCCACAACAUGAUGGAGCUUUUAUUACUGAACCAAUGUAUGAGCUUUUGGAUGCUGGAAGAGUCGUUAAGGUGCCAUUGUUUAUUGGUAUUAACUCCGAGGAAGAAAUUGGCAUGUCUAAAAAUAUUCCUAACUUACAAUCAAUUGCCAAAAAAUUCGAUUCAAAUUAUGAAGCUUUGCUGCCUUGGCAGUUGAAGAGUGCAUCAGAAGAAAAUAGAACGAUUGCCGCCAAUUUACUUAAAGAGGCUUAUGUUGGAAACGACACUUUUACGAAUCAUUUGGGAAAAGUGAUUGCUUAUACUAGUGAUGCAGAAUUUACUAGAUCCAUCAUAAGAUUUGGAGAGAUGUAUGCCAGAUUUAGCCCAGUGUAUUUCUACCAGUUUUCUUACAAAGGCCCUUGGGGUAUUAAUACCUUUGAUUAUAUAGAUGGAGCUGAUAAUGUCAGUCAUGGAGAAGAAACCCGCUACAUAAGCGUUCUAAAAGUUGGCUCCUACGACAAUACCAAGUACGAUGAAUUUCCUGCAAGUGACGUUCUAACGCAUAUGCGUAUGAUCAAAUUAUGGUCAAACUUCUAUAAAUUUGGAAAUCCCACUCCUGAACCAAUUGAUUUGCUUUCAAACAUCACCUGGCCAACAGUUUCUGAAAAUGCCUUCACCUACCUACAUAUAAAUACUACUUUGGAACUAAAAGAUACCCCGAAAUCGCCGAAGUAUAAUGCUUGGAGAAGUGCAUUUUUGGACCAUGGGGUACGCCCUCUGGUAAUCUUUUAAAAUGUUUUUCUUCAAUAAAACUUUUUCUAUAGCUGUCAGGUUUAUUUAAACGCAUCAUUUGUCAAAAAUACAAAUAAAAAGAGGAGGCUUUAAUUUGA
Messenger RNA from Anthonomus grandis grandis, 1872 nucleotides. Its product is annotated as venom carboxylesterase-6-like. Bases 104 to 1774 code for a protein of 556 amino acids. Lineage: Eukaryota; Metazoa; Arthropoda; Insecta; Coleoptera; Curculionidae. The transcript is spliced from 11 exons. The record is from RefSeq and is a predicted model, not a curated record.